UGAUCUUGUUAAAUGCUUUCACACCUCUCGUUGGGAUUUUCGAUACAUUUGAGCCCUUUGCAAGCUGGAAAAUUUUGAUCUUCUUCGUGCGGCGCUCAGCUAUGAAAAAAAUUAUAUAUUCGAACGUUUGAAUUAGCGACAAUUUAAUUUAAUUUAUUCAAUCAUAUAAUAUAAAUAAAAUUUGACCGUAUUGAAAGAAAAUUUUAUAAAUAAACCUCCUUCUCCUGCUACGGGAAUUAUGUGAAGUAUAUCGUAGACUUCAUUAUCUGAAGCAGCAUACAACACAGACUUGACAGGGCAGCUAACAAAUUUGAAGACAGCAUGUAUCAGCAUAUGAGGGCAUGGAUACUUUCAUGCUUCUUGUGGAUAGCAACAGUGCAUGCCCAAAUAACAACAGAGACUUCUUUAGAUCUAAGCGCUGGAAAAAUCAAGUCUGCAGUCUUCAAGUCCCCAGCAUUUAUUUUGGGACCUGGAGAAGUCCAAGAUAAAUGGUAUUAUGGUAUUGAUUUUCCCAAAGGCCAUAUUGCACUCAAGGGUUUUGAUGCAGAGGUUGUAAAUGAAGAUGGUAACUCGGUCCCUUUGUCUGAGACUUAUCUGCAUCAUUGGGUAGUUAACAGGUUUUACCACAAGACACCUAUAACAGAAGAACAGAGAAAGCCAAAAAAUGAGAUACUUACCAGUUCAGACUAUAUCUCAGCAGGAAAUGAUGGUAUUUGCCAAGCUAACGUUCUUAGCCAAUACUUUGGGCUUGGAUCUGAAACACGUCAUACCAGUACAUUCAUUCCUGAUCCAUAUGGAAUUAUAGUUGGAGAUCCUAAUGAAAUACCUGAAGGAUAUGAAGAGUCAUGGUUGUUGAAUGUGCAUGCUAUUGAUACAAGGGGUGUUGUAAACUCCCUUGGUUGCACAGAAUGCAAAUGUGAUCUCUACAAUGUUACAGAAGAUAGUUAUCAUCGUCCACUUAGAAAAGAUUACAUAGGAGGCUUAAGGUGUUGCUAUGAUGGGACCCAGUGUCAACUGAAAGAAGGGGUUCAAGGAGAGAAAAUAAAACUUUACUUGAAAUACACUAUACAUUGGAUGGAUUGGGAGGAAACUAUUGUUCCCGUUAAAACAUAUAUCCUUGAUGCUACAGAUACCGGAGAACGGUCUGUUGAUCAAUCAAGCUCUCAUGACUAUGUUGGUUGCCAUGUUGAAUAUGAUAUUCCACAAUGUAGUGAAGGUAUUCAUUCCCCUGGUGAUUGCAUUGACAUUCGUGAAGCACAUAUGGUCAUACCACAAGGUGGCGAUGUAAUUUAUGCUGUCGCACACCAACAUACUGGAGGGGCUGGCAUAACACUUUAUGGCCAGGAUGGUCGGGAGAUUUGCACAUCGUUGCCAAUUUAUGGUGAAGGAAGAGAGCCUGGUAAUGAAACUGGUUAUAUUGUUGGAAUGGGCUCAUGUUAUCCAGAGCCUGGGAGCGUACAGAUACAUGGCGGGGAGACUCUAAAAUUACAAUCCAAAUAUAGCAAAGAACGCAGUCACACAGGUGUUAUGGGUCUUUUCUAUCUUCUCAUAGCAGAUCCCAUGGAAAACAGGGCUCUCUAUUCUCAUCAACCAGAACAAGCAAGCUCGCUUCAUGUAAACAGAUUUCUUCCAAUUGGCCUUCUGAUUGCCUUUGCCCUCCUCGCUGGGUUGGGCUUAGCGGCUUAUUCUAUCAAGAAAAGGAGAGAAGAUGGUUACGAGUAUAUUAUUGCAUGAAAUGGGGCAAAUAAAGUAUCAACUUAAAUGUUCUACCAGGGAUGCUGCUUAUUUUCUAAUGGCUGAUGUAAAAAUUGGAUUUUUAUUAUUAGUUUGAAAGCUACUCUGUUCAUAGUACCAUAUACUCUAGUUUCUCUCGUCUCUAUUCCCACUUGAAGUACUGAUAUUUAUACGCUCGUAGCAAUACAAUAUUUAUAUAUUAUAUAAUGUUCUGUA
Messenger RNA from Cryptomeria japonica (Japanese cedar), 1950 nucleotides. RefSeq lists its product as uncharacterized. Lineage: Eukaryota; Viridiplantae; Streptophyta; Pinopsida; Cupressales; Cupressaceae. The record is from RefSeq and is a predicted model, not a curated record. The coding region runs from base 322 to 1734 and encodes 470 amino acids. The transcript is spliced from 5 exons.